Molecule: messenger RNA, 183 nt
Organism: Letharia columbiana
Lineage: Eukaryota; Fungi; Ascomycota; Lecanoromycetes; Lecanorales; Parmeliaceae
Exons: 1
Coding region: 1-183 (60 amino acids)
Source: RefSeq, a predicted model, not a curated record
AUGCCUUCGCCCGGUAUAUGGAAGUUCGCCUUCGUCAGAGAUCCUGAGGACGUUCUAGAAAGCGCGAAAGGUUACGAACGAAGAAGAUCGGAGAAUUCCGCUCAAUUUAGGGCCACGGUCAGUGACGGCAACGGGAAGCUCAAUCAGGAGUUCCGGACCAUCAAGUCAGAGAAGCUGACAUGA